UAUUGUACUGUUUAUUUGCCGCUAUAAUUCAAUAUUCGUGCCUCGUCAUCUGCGCUCGCAUAAAUUAUCGUCGGUACAGUGCGACGAAUUAGUCAUUCAUGCGAAAACGAUUUUAGAACCAGUUACGAUAGGAACAAUUUGAACUCGUGUACGCGCGCUCGGUGUUUCCUUCGUCAGGUGUGCCAAUAGUCGAACGACGUGCUUUCGUGGGGUUCAACUAAAAAAGAACAGACUUUGGUCUUGUCUAGGUUAUGGAUAACCUAUAACCGAAAAUUACCUCGUUUUCAAAUUUGGGGUAUUGUAUGCUGUGUGCAUAUACUCUCAGAGCAAAUUUAAUUUUUCAAAAGGAAAAUAACAGCUUUGGAUUUAAUAUUGUAAAGAAGAACGAGAUUCUGUCGCUUUUGAUUGCGUAACUGUGUUAACUAAAUAAGAAAUUAAAUCAAGAAACAUGUCCAUGCUCGCGGAGCGUCGAAGAAAACAGAAAUGGUCCCUUAAUCCACGGGGAAAGUGGUGGUCCGAAGACUCGAACAAAUUUGGACAGAGAAUGUUGGAGAAGAUGGGUUGGACUAAAGGAAAAGGACUAGGCAUUAACGAGCAAGGCAUUACAGAAUUUGCCAAUGCAUCAUUUAAGAAGGAUACAUCUGGUGUAGGAUUUGACAAAAGUACUGAAGCAUGGACUGAACAAAUGGAUAAAUUCAGUGAGUUUCUGCGGCAACUUAAUGAGAAUGAAGACACUGUUAAAAAUGAAGACUCUAAUUUCAGUGGACAAUCCACUCAGCUGAAGUCUAAGCAAAGCAAUACUCAUUGUAAAAAAUUUACAUGUGACAAUGACACAAAUAAAUAUAUGUCAAAAGAUUUGGCAAGUAUAGUUGACCAAAAUGAAUCGGUUGAUAAAACUCAAAUCAAGAUAGAAAAAAAUAGUAAUGAGAAAGAAGUUUCUGACUUGAGAGACGAUUGGUAUGGAGUUGUCACAAUUAAUGGUGGUAAUAUGGUUGAUUACUUUAAACGUAAAUCAAAUCAUAAAAUGUUUAAUUACUUAAAAUGUAAUGAGUUAAACAAUGAUACAAGUUCAUCAAACAAUAUGACUGACAACCGAACUACUGACUCUGAAAGUGAGAAUGACCAACACAUUGGUUUUGGAUGUACAUUUAAAAGAGAAAAUGUACCAGCAUCCAAUUAUGGAGAGUUAAAAAAUUCUGACGAUAAGAGCAAUUUUGCUUUUGAUAAUCCUUGUUUGAGAUUAAAUAGUCCUACAGAAACUGUUUGUAAUGUCAAUGACUCUUCUGCAAAGUCUACAAAGAAGAGGAAGAAGGUUGAUGAUUCACAUAUCACUGAAAUAGAUAAACAUAAUUCCAGAAAAAAAUUGAAAACUGAAAUUAUUGAUGGUGAUUGCAAGAGCGGUUUUGUUAAUCCAGCUCUUAAUCUAGACACGAAUUUUGAGGAGAAUUGUAAUGGCAAAGAAUUUGAAGUAAUCAGAACACAAUCUGGCCUUGAAAAUUGUGGCUUAGAUCUUACGGAUGAAAAAAACGAUCAGAAACGCGUAACGUUUAACGAUCAUGUCAUGUUGUACGAGUAUAAUAUAAAUUCCAGUAAGAAAAAAAAAGGAGAGACCACAUUGGAUAAAUUUGAAGUUGAAAAUAAGAAGAAGAAUAAGAAAAAACGGAAAUGUGAGAGCACUACAACUCCUGCGACGAAUGGAUUUGUUAAUGAAGCGUUAGAUGUACAAAUAUUAUAUGAAGAAAUUAAUGAUAACGAAUUGAAUGAACAUAGAAAUAAAAAAAUUAAGAAAAGGAAAAUAUGUAAAACGUCCAAUCUAGAAACGAUACAAGAAUCACCAGAAAAGGAAAUAACUGAGAUUGAUAUAGAAUUGGUAGAUACUUUGGAUACUGGUAUUGUUGAAACUGGAGAAACUAAUACUGUGGACCAAAAAUCGAAGAAGAAAAAGAAGAAGAAAGAUAAAGAAGGAAAAAGGACCAAAGUUGAUGACACUGCAGUAUUCUAUGUCUCGAGCGAAGAAUCGGAUAUUGUUACUGAAGUGAUAAUUAAUAAAAAUAAAAAGUUGAAAAAAGUUAAAGAAGAUAAAGAAGAAGAAACAAUUUCUAAGAAAUGCAAAAAGGAGAAGAAAGAUAAAGAAAAUUACAAGAGUGAAAAACAUGCUAUUCAAAGUGAAAUAAACAAUGAUCAACAGGAUAUCAGGACUUUAGAUACGUUAGAUAAGAUCGAGCCAGUUACUUCAACCAAAGAAGAGGAAGAAAACGACUUGGAAAAAACUAAACAAAAGAAGAAAAAAAGGAAAAGCAUCAACAAAGAGGAUUGUUUGAAUGAAAUUAAUGCAAUUGAAACAUUGUCAAUUUCUUCAAUCAAAGAAGAAGAAAAAGAAGUAAAAAUUAAACAGAAAAAGAAAAAAAGAAAAAGCAUCAACAAAGAAGAUUGUCCGAAUGAGAUUAAUGUACCUAAUGUAGAAAAGGAAAUCUGUGAUAAGGAAAACAGUGACAAAGAGCAAGAUUUGAAUAUCAAAAAGUUAGCAAAAAAAGAUAAAAAAAGUAAGAAAUCGAAAGAUAAAAAGAUAUCUGACAUAGAAGAUUCUUCUAAUCCUAACAAGGAAGUUGUAGAUAUAAAUGUUAUACAGCAGGACGAAAUAGAAAAUGUAGAGUGUACUGAUAAUACACCCUCAAAAAAAGGACAAGUAAGCGAGGCUGUUGACAAUAUAAAUAAUAGUCCAUGGAAUGUAACAGCAAGGAUGUCUAAGAGAAUGCUAGUAACACUUUUCCAUAACAAGGCAAUAUCAGAAUUUCCAGGUUCUAAUAUUCAUAAUAUAAAGGGAUAUGGCGCAGACGACUAUGAACUAUAAUAUAUAGAUUAAUAUACUCUAUAAUAUGUAAUAGUAGUAACAAGGAAUUUUUUAUGGUAAAUAGCCUGUUGAUUGAUAAAAAUUUGUAUUUAAGCUUUUUUGUAUGGAAUAACUCAAUGGAAUAACUCAAUGAAGAAACACUCUGUAUGGCAAAAUGAAAAUAGUAGUUCUUGCUUUGAGCGUAUAUAUGCAUCCAUAGUACGAAAUGAACUUGAUAUGAGUGCAUAUAUGCCAGUAUUCAAAGGAUUAAUGAUAUUUGUAAUGUACGUACAUUAUUAAGUAAAUUAUGUAAUAUAUUAGAAAUUUUUUUGAAAAGUAUUUAAUAUAAUUAAUUUUAUGUUAUAGAUGAAAUAAGUUUUACUUAUAAUAACUCAUGUAUUUGAUUGAUAGUAAUGAUUGAUAAAAUUUUUAAACAAAAAUUCUUAUUGAAAUAACAA
Messenger RNA from Solenopsis invicta (red fire ant), 3288 nucleotides. Its product is annotated as MATH and LRR domain-containing protein PFE0570w. The record is from RefSeq and is a predicted model, not a curated record. Lineage: Eukaryota; Metazoa; Arthropoda; Insecta; Hymenoptera; Formicidae. The transcript has 4 exons. The coding region runs from base 449 to 2851 and encodes 800 amino acids. Gene Ontology annotation, biological process: regulation of ribosome biogenesis. Gene Ontology annotation, molecular function: nucleic acid binding; telomerase inhibitor activity. Gene Ontology annotation, cellular component: nucleolus.